CUCGCGCCUUGCCAGGCUGGAUUUAAAGGGCCAUUUCCUUUCAACCUGGCUUUUCAAAAAUCGUUCCUUUGUCGUCGCUGUCAGAGGUCGGGGCUCGGUAGCUUAAUAUGGGACAGUGGUGGCGGCGGCGGCAGCUGCUGCUGUUUUGCUUCUUCCUGCUUGCAUUGAGGAGCUGUUCUGGGAAGCAAAAGAAAAAAGAAGAGGAGGAGGAGGAGCACCUACCCAGCAAAUGCGAAGUCUGUAAAAUACUGAGCUUGGAGCUUCAGGGGGAGCUGAAUCGGAGCAGCCAGUCUCGAGAGUUGCUAGAACUAGGGCAGGUGCUAGACACUGGCAGGAGGAAAAGACAAGUCCCCUACAGCACUUCGGAGAUUCGGCUGGAGGAGGCCCUGGAGGACCUGUGUGAACAGAUUUUGGAUUACAGCAUCCAUGCUGAGCGUAAGGGCUCCCUAAGAUAUGCCAAGGGUCAGAGUGAGACCAUGGCAACCCUGAAAGGCCUGGUACAGAAGGGAGUGAAGGUGGAUCUGGGAAUCCCUUUGGAACUGUGGGAUGAACCCAGUGUGGAAGUUGCGUUCCUCAAGAAGCAGUGUGAGCUGAUGUUGGAGAGCUUUGAAGAUGUCAUUGAAGACUGGUAUUUCCACCACCAGGAGUUGCCCCUGCAGCAGUUCCUCUGUGAAGGGCAUGUGCUUGGGAAGGAGGAGAUGGACUGUCUUCAGGAAAUCUGGACUGAGGAAUCGAGAGAACAGAAUGAGAAGAGCUUGGAAGACAGCCUCGGGCACCAUGCCCAUGAUGCUGCGGACCUCUGACCAGAGUCAAGCCUAAUGUCACCUCCUCUUUUUCUAGAUCACUAUUAAAGUUUGUUUAUAUAUAUGUAUAUAUCAUGUAGGUAUGAAGGUGAUGUCACCUUUACAACUGUACCUUUAGCCAAGCCACAUUUGGAGAUUUUGUCCACUCAGUGUGGCUGCUGGCUGUGGUAGCUCCUAAGGUUAGAGACAACAGAAGUGAGUGGCAAGGCAAGGCCAUGGUUGGAGGAAGCUGUGGAGGUUCAAGAUGUUUUCAGACUUGCACCUGAGCCACCAUCCACCCUGAGCCUAUGUCUAGUGGGGAGGUUUACAAGACCAGUACCAUCUUGGCAGAUAAACAUGUAAAGGAGCUUAUGGAGGUCAAUAGCCAUUAGUGCCUUUUCUGUGUGCUUUCCUUCUGACAAGGUGGGAAAGUGGGGAGGAGUGGCCCAUGGAAGAAGAAAGUGACCAGAAUACUUAGAAGACCCCGCAAAGACUCUUUGCAUGUAUAGGUGCAGAUACCGUACUGAAGCCAGUGAGUAUGUGAGAGCUGCGUCCUAGAACGGGGUUCUUAACUUGGGGUCUAUGAAUUUUUUAUUAAUAUUCUGAUAAUUGUACUUCUAUAUAAUUGGUUACCUUUGUAAUCUUAUGUAUUUUUUAAAUGAAUUUUUAAAACAUUA
Molecule: messenger RNA, 1459 nt
Organism: Vombatus ursinus (common wombat)
Lineage: Eukaryota; Metazoa; Chordata; Mammalia; Diprotodontia; Vombatidae
Gene: CNPY4
Product: canopy FGF signaling regulator 4
Exons: 6
Coding region: 108-803 (231 amino acids)
Cellular component (GO): endomembrane system
Molecular function (GO): signaling receptor binding
Source: RefSeq, a predicted model, not a curated record